This is a messenger RNA of Acanthaster planci (crown-of-thorns starfish), 4246 nucleotides long. Its product is annotated as acetyl-coenzyme A synthetase, cytoplasmic-like. The record is from RefSeq and is a predicted model, not a curated record. Lineage: Eukaryota; Metazoa; Echinodermata; Asteroidea; Valvatida; Acanthasteridae. Gene Ontology annotation, molecular function: AMP binding; acetyl-CoA synthetase activity.
GGAUCGGCUGCUUGGCGCGCACGGCGCGGCGCGGCGCUAUUCAUAAUUUUGCCGGCUGAAUCAAAAUGGCGAAUCCGAAGGGCGAUUCAAUGAACUCUUCAAAAUUCUACUAUCCUAACCCAGAAAUCCAAAAUGGGGCUCACGUCCGCUCCAUGGAACAGUACCGUGCAAUGCACAAGCAGUCCAUCGAAGAACCGGAGGUGUUCUGGGGAAAUAUAGCUAAGGAUUUCCACUUCGAACGGCCGCCGACCGAGGGUAAAUUUCUGGAGUACAACUUCAACGUAAAUGAUGGCCCUGUGUUUAUAAAGUGGAUGCAAGGUGCUACUACUAAUGUUUGUUACAAUGUACUGGACAGACAUGUCAAGGCUGGAAAAGGAGACAAGAUUGCAUUCUAUUGGGAAGGAAACGACCCAAAUGACAGCUCAACAAUCACCUAUGGACAACUACUUAAGGAAGUCUGCAAGUUUGCCAAUGUUCUGAAGGGUUUGGGUGUGAAGAAGGGAGAUUGUGUGGCCAUCUAUAUGCCUAUGAUAGCUGAGCUUGUGGUGGCCAUGCUGGCUUGUGCCCGAUUGGGAAUAAUGCAUUCCAUUGUGUUUGGUGGUUUCUCUGCAGACUCCUUGGCUGGCCGUAUGAUGGACGCCCAGUCCACUGUACUGGUCACCUCUGACGGAGUAUUCCGAGGCACCAAGUUGGUAAACCUAAAGCAAAUCAGCGAUGAUGCCAUUGACAUAUGCAAGAAAGCGAGCUUUGUCGUGAAGACUGUUGUCCUUGUACGUCAUCUUGGUCCAAAUACACCAACUAGAGAGAUACCUAGCAGUGAUCAAGGAGUUAAGAGACCGUGCAUGAGUUUAAAAACUAACUUUGUGGAAGGUCGUGACCACUGGUGGCAUGAUAUCAUGACAGGAGUUAGUGAUGAAUGCGAUCCAGUGUGGUUGGAGGUGGAGGAACCUCUGUUCAUGCUCUACACAAGUGGCUCGACUGGCAAACCAAAAGGUGUCCUCCACACGCAAGCGGGGUACAUGUUGUACGCGGCUACCACCUUCAAGUAUGUGUUCGAUUACCAUGAGGGCGACAUUUACUGGUGUACAGCUGAUAUUGGAUGGAUUACAGGGCAUUCGUAUGUCGUGUAUGGACCUAUGGCCAAUGGAGCAACAAGCGUCAUGUUUGAAGGUAUCCCUACCUACCCAGAUGCUGGACGAUGUUGGCAGAUAACAGAUAAGUACAAAGUCAAUUUGUUUUACACGGCGCCCACACUGGUACGCAGUCUAAUGAAGUAUGGCAAGGAACCAGUGAAGAAGUACAGCCGUAAGUCUCUGAGGGUUCUUGGCAGCGUAGGGGAGCCUAUGAACCCAGAAGCUUGGUUAUUCUAUUAUCAUGUCAUCGGUGACGGUCGAUGUGCCAUCAGUGACACAUUCUGGCAGACAGAAACGGGUGGACACACCGUCACACCUCUCCCAGGUUGCACCCCGAUGAAGCCAGGAGCUGCUUCUUUCCCGUUCUUUGGCAUUGAUCCGGCAGUCGUUGAUGAGGAGGGUAAAGAACUCGAAGGAGUUUGUGAAGGAUACCUGGUCUUCAAGAAGCCUUGGCCAGGUGUAAUGAGGACAGUGUACGGGGACCAUGAGAGAUAUGAGAGGACAUAUUUCAGACAAUUCCCUGGCUACUACAAGACUGGAGAUGGCUGUCGACGGGAUGAAGAUGGUUACUUCUGGAUCACUGGCCGGAUUGACGACAUGUUUAAUGUCUCUGGUCAUCUACUGAGCACAGCUGAGAUUGAAGCUGCCUUGACGGAACAUCCAAAAUGUGCUGAGGCAGCCGUUGUAUCUUACCCUCACAAGACUAAGGGAGAAUGUUGUUACUGCUUCAUCACCCUCAUUGAGGGAGCUGAGUUUACGGAGCAGGUUAUUCACGAACUUAAAGAACUAGUUCGUAUCAAAAUCGGUCCCUUCGCAGCCCCUGAUGUUCUCCAGAAUGCUCCUGGCCUGCCAAAGACACGCUCAGGGAAGAUCAUGCGUCGUGUUCUGCGUAAGAUAGCUCGUAACGACAGGGAUCUGGGUGAUGUUAGUACCAUGGCAGACUCAACAGUUGUUGACGUACUGUUCAACAACCGACCGGAUGUUGAAAAAUGGGCCAGUCUGAAUAACCAAGUGGUACUGUAAAGUCCAGUGAUCAGUUGUGGAACACCAGAAGCAGAUGAUAUUGGCAAUGUUCUUUACUCUCCCUCAACCUUUAAAGGCUACAAGAAGAAAUUUUAUUGAUAUCUGAUGAUUUUCGUACUCAAUCUUGCAAAGUGAGAUUUCCCAACUAAUUAUCUUGUUCAGCGUUUCACUCGAUAAUGACAAUUGGCAAAGCACAAAACUAAUUUGGGGACCAUUUUACCUCGUAUCAGGAAGAAUGUUUGCGGAGAUUCCAAGCCGUUUAUUUUGCAGAUGUUCUCUUUUUUUUAUACCGGAUGAUUUUCCAGUCAAUUCAAGUUACCUUUUAUGUAAAUUACAAGUCGAUUACUUUGAGCUGAAGCCCAGCAUUGACGAUAUUGUUUCCUUUUGUUGCGCAGAUUCCAUUCAUUUUCAGAACUAUUCAGUGUAGAAUUUAAUGUAAAUGAUACUAAACCUUAAGCUUUCAGGGAGUAUGCUAUUUCAGGACAGGAUGUAUUCUUUCCUUGUGUUUUUAACUAAAUUCUUAAUUUUAGCCGAUUCUUACUGAAAUACUUAGAGAAUCAUUAAAAUGACAUGGCCUCCAUGUUGAAAUCCCCUCAGUAGUGAAGAAAUGAGCUAGGCUGAUACCUUGCUCGUGGUGCAAGACCACAGACUCCCGUGAUUUGUGCAUAUGAAUCCAAUUACAUCUACUUCUGUGAAUACUCCACACUUUUCACCUGCAAACCAGUGUGCCAAUGUAACAUGUUGGCCCAGUGGUAUGUUGUCGUUGGUUAAAACAAGAAGACCUUGUCCAUGCUUGGAAUCCAUGGGGAGAAAGCAGAAUGAUUAAAAUAAGACACCUGCUGACAACUUCAUGACAUUUUUCAAUCUUAAGCUCCCUAUUCAUUUUAAGGAGGGCUUGGGUUUUGGUGAUGGGACUCUGGAUCUUCAUGUUUACUUUGCUUGUUUACAAACCAGCUUUCAGCAACUGAGCAUGGGGAAAAGUAAACAAAGUCAUUUUUCCAGUUUACUUUUUGGUUCUCCUCGCUCAGAUGGGAUGAACUAAUGAAGAAUGGUCUUUCAUUCCUGUUAACUUGUAAUCUUUACAACGGCUCAUUCUUUGCAUAAAAUACCUAUGAAUAAUUUAUUUUGCCACCUUUUCACAUUAACAACUCUUAUGUCAAGAAGACGACAUUUUCCAUUGGAUGCAAUUAUCCGGAUAAAUUUUGUAGCCUAUCAGCAUUCAGUGUCGCUGAGAACUGGUGAUUUGUGCAGGUCAGCGUUCCAUCUUCAUUUUAUAUUUAUGAGCUGGAGGACAUUUAAGAUCAUAUGAAAUGUUGAUAAAAUGUCUGAGAAUUCAGCUCACAUCUGUGAAAUAUUUUUUGAUUUAAGCAAGCAAUAAAUAUUUAGUCUUAGUUACAUAUGUAUCAAUCAUUCAGCAGUAGUUAAUGUGCACGCAUUACAGCCAGGACACCAAACAUUAUUUUUUGUUUUGCCACUGAAUUUGACUGUAUUCCAGCCUGAUUGGUAUCAGGUAGUUGACAAUCAAGCACACACUAAUUUCUGACUAAAAUGAACCUGUCAGUGUACGACCAUUUUAAUUGAUAAUGGAUAUUUAAACUAAGAUUAAAAUGAACGUUGGAAUAAACCUGUCGUUUGUCACUCAUCGGUUCCAGGAACCUGAAACAUGUACACACAACUGUUAGUCAUUUGUUGGUUUUGUUUGCAAUUUUAAUUAAAUAUUUGUAGAAAUGGUUAACAGGACCAUGUAUGAUGUCAUUUUUAGAAAGAAAUGUAAAACUAAUUAUAACCCUUUUGAUGCAUGUUUUACAUAAUUCAAUCGACAGUUUACUCAGAUGUAUACCUCUUUCCUACUAAGAAAUAUUACACAAUUCAAUGCCCGUCAAUUAUUCUAUUCAGGUUAGCCCCAAUUGUUAGCCAGUGAUUUCUUCUUCAGUUAGCAUCACUUUUAUAUAUUUCUGGUUUUAGAUGAAAUGGUAUAGAUGUCUGUACUGUCAGUGUUUCAAACACUGUACAGUGGGAACAUUGUUACAUUGUGUUAGUUUUCAUAAAUUGACAACAAAAUAAAUCAACAUGCAGCUUUCAUUUAUAAA